UCUUGUCAAUAUUUACAACAGAAGUUGCAGUUAAACGUUUAUAGCAAAACUGUUAUGUUUGUUUGUUGUCGCUGAAAUUCAUGGAAUUUCAGUGUAAAUUUACAGCGUGUGCAGAAAGGGAGGCGCUGAUUUGUGUCACAUUUUGUCAUUGCAAGUCUCUUCAUGUGUCCGAUGAAUUGGGAUUAUAACGAGGAAGGUGAAUGCGGCCCAAAAUACUGGCCAAAUGCUGAUGGACAUAAUCAGUCACCGAUAAAUUUGGAUUUGUGUUUGAUGAAAUAUAGUACCGUAGAACCGCUUAAGUUUCUCAAUUAUGAUGUGAAAUUGACAGGUGAAAUUGUCAACAAUGGGCAUUCCGUGCAAGUGAAGCCCCAUCUUAGAAGUAGCGCGCCAGAAAUUCGAGGUGGCGGUUUUGAUCAGGCUUAUCGUUUGGUACAAUAUCAUUUUCAUUGGGGACUACACGAUAAUGAAGGUUCCGAACACACUUUAGCUGGCUUGCAUUAUCCGGCAGAGCUACAUCUUGUACAUGAAGGUCUUACAGAUCCCAACAAAUUAGCCGUUAUUGGUGUUUUCUUUGUGCUUGGUGAUGAUGACAAGGCUUUGUAUCAAGAAUGCACACUCCUUAAUAAAAUAAUCGAUCCAGCACAAAGUCAACCAAUACAAGAAAUCCUUUUGGAUGAUAAAUUGCCAAAAAAUAGGAAAUCAUUUUGGCGAUAUACGGGAUCUUUGACCACGCCACCAUGCUCUGAGAUUGUUACAUGGACAAUUUUCACUGAACCUAUUGUCAUCACCAAAUUUCAGCUUGCACUCUUCCGAAGUUUGCACGAUAGAACAGGAAACGUGAUGAAAAAGAAUUUUCGUCCGGUACAAAAGCUCUACGAUCGCGAGAUACAGCUUGUAGUAACUGUUUGAUUUCUUUCAAUUAAUUUGUAAUAAAUUUAUGCGCAUUCCGGUUGAUGUGUGCUAUUACUGCUUGCGAAAAAUGUGGGAUAUAAAGAAGGACCAUUGUACUUUGUGCUAAAAGAUGCAAUGUCAUCUACUAUUUUGCUAUAUAUGCUCGCUCCGAGUAAAAACCACCUCGUAUUCAUUUUAUAUAAUUAACUAAUGUUUACUUACAGAGCUGUUUAGUGUAGUAAAACAGCGAUCUUGCUGAUUUGCAAAAUCUUUUACUUUAAAAUACGAAAAUUGCUGUAAAUUCAGUAUAUAGGAAAUUUGG
Messenger RNA from Loa loa (African eye worm), 1213 nucleotides. RefSeq names its product carbonic anhydrase 3. Gene Ontology annotation, molecular function: zinc ion binding; carbonate dehydratase activity. The transcript has 7 exons. Gene Ontology annotation, cellular component: cytoplasm. The record is from RefSeq and is a predicted model, not a curated record. Lineage: Eukaryota; Metazoa; Nematoda; Chromadorea; Rhabditida; Onchocercidae. The coding region runs from base 163 to 909 and encodes 248 amino acids.